Molecule: messenger RNA, 3888 nt
Organism: Debaryomyces hansenii CBS767
Lineage: Eukaryota; Fungi; Ascomycota; Pichiomycetes; Serinales; Debaryomycetaceae
Product: RSC chromatin remodeling complex ATPase subunit
Exons: 1
Coding region: 1-3888 (1295 amino acids)
Biological process (GO): positive regulation of transcription by RNA polymerase II
Cellular component (GO): nucleus
Molecular function (GO): DNA binding; ATP binding; ATP-dependent chromatin remodeler activity
Source: RefSeq, a predicted model, not a curated record
AUGAGUGAAGGGCCGAUCGUAACUAACGGAAACGUUUUACAUAACGGUAGCGGGAUUGGUGGCGAUAUAUCUGUGUCACGUCAGGCUAUUUCUGUAUCGUUUCCUGAGACCAGAGAGCAGCUAAACGCAUUAUUACAUAAAUAUCAACAAUUGAUGAAAGCGUCAAAUGAAGCGAAGGAAAAGCACGAUAAUUUUGUUAGAUACCUUGAAAAUAAGGAGAAUGGUGUAAGCGAUUUCAAGGGGACAUCUAGUGAUGUGAGGCCGGUGUUCAAGGACCCUACAGAAGAGGAAAGAUUGGCAAUUGAGAAUGUUUUUUACAAGAUUAGUGAGCAAUAUCAAGAGUUUGUCAAGAACGAACAGACGUUUUACGAAUCUAUAAAAGCACAGAAAUCGGAAGAAUCUUUGGAUUUAGAAUUGUUAGAGAAACAAAUUGCCGGUUUGCAGUUCUUGUCAAAGGAUUUGGAUUUACCAGAAUCGCUACAAGAAGAUUACGAAUCCGUCAUAAAUUCCGAAAGUGAGUCUGUUCGUAAUAAGGAUACAGACAGAUUCAUUGAGGCAUUUUUAAGGUCCAAAUCGAAUUUGAAUGAUUUCAUGAAAAGGGCUGAAUCUUUGGGAAUUAAGGUUCCUCAACCUCUUGGCUCGAUCAAUCCAAUGCAUGCGCCUGUUGGUAAUUAUUAUACAGAACAAAUGAUCUCCUCUAAGAUAUCAAAUCGUAUAAGGGAGCUUGAAAAUUUGCCUGCAAACUUGGGUACUUUCAAAACUGAUUCCUUAAAAAGUCAAACUAACUACGAUGAUUUGAAAAUUAAGGCCUUGAUUGAAUUAAAAUCAUUGCAACUUUUAGCAAAGCAAAAGCAAUUAAAGAAAAACCUAAUUAUCAGCCAAGCAACGAACUCACAUUAUGAUAAUUCCGAUUUAAACAAAGUCCCACUAACAUUGCAAGCAAGAAGAUCUAUAUAUAUCAGGCCAAAAAUUAUUCAACCAAAUCCACAUUUGCUCGCUUCACAAUUAGAAGAGAAACGUAAAUUGGAAGCCAACAGAAUAAAGCACGCAUUACACGUUGAAAAAGUUCAACAAAUUUUAAUCAACUCCGAAGAUUUUGUAAAUAAAAAGCUUAACCGCUUAAAUAAAAUUUCGACUAUUUCUAGAGCUAUCAAUCUGUUCCAUUCUGUUACCGAAAAGGAUGAAUCGAAGAAGUUGGAAAAAACUGCUAAACAGCGUUUGCAAGCUUUGAAAGCAAACGAUGAAGAGGCAUAUAUUAAAUUAUUGGAUCAAACAAAAGAUCACAGAAUUACGCAUUUAUUAAAGCAAACCAACACAUUCUUGGACUCUUUGGCUCAAGCCGUUAAGGUUCAACAAGUCGAACAAGGAGCGGAUGAUAUUUCAGGUGAGAAGCACAUCGAGAAUGAAGUCGUUCCUGAAAAAGAAGAUAAUGUAGAGGAAUUACGAGAAAAGAUAGAUUACUAUCAAGUAGCCCAUAGAGUCAAAGAAGAAGUAAAAGAACAACCUUCUAUUCUUGUAGGAGGUACCUUGAAAGAAUAUCAAGUAAAGGGUUUGGAAUGGAUGGUAUCUUUAUACAAUAAUAAAUUGAAUGGUAUUCUUGCAGAUGAGAUGGGUUUAGGUAAGACUAUUCAAUCUAUAUCUUUAAUAACCUAUUUAAUUGAAAGGAAACAUGAAGAUAAGUUUUUGGUUGUCGUUCCAUUGUCAACAAUUACAAAUUGGACAAUGGAGUUUGAAAAAUGGGCACCUGCUGUUGAUGUUAUUGUUUAUAAGGGAUCUCAACAACAACGUAAAUCCAUGCAAGCAGAAGUCAGAUCUGGCGCAUUUCAGGUUAUUUUGACUACUUACGAAUAUAUUAUAAGAGAAAGGCCUUUGUUGUCUAAAUUUUAUUAUUCUCACAUGAUUAUUGAUGAAGGUCACAGAAUGAAGAAUGCAACUUCUAAAUUAUCUAUUACUUUGAAGAACUAUUAUAAGACCAAAAAUAGAUUGAUUUUGACCGGUACACCAUUACAGAAUAAUUUACCUGAAUUAUGGGCAUUAUUAAAUUUCGUUUUGCCAAAAAUUUUUAAUUCCGUUAAAUCUUUCGAUGAAUGGUUUAAUACACCAUUUGCUAAUACAGGUUCACAAGAAAAAAUUGAAUUAACUGAAGAAGAAUCAUUAUUAGUUAUUAGAAGAUUGCAUAAAGUUUUAAGACCGUUCUUGUUGAGAAGAUUGAAGAAAGAUGUUGAAAAAGAUUUACCUGACAAAGUUGAAAAAGUUCUUAAAUGUAACUUAUCUGGUUUGCAAUACGUCUUAUAUCAACAAAUGUUGAAACAUAACGCAUUAUUUGUCGGUGUUGACGUUGGAGGAGCGAAGUCUGGUAUUAAGGGUUUAAACAAUAAGAUUAUGCAAUUGAGGAAAAUUUGUAAUCAUCCUUUCGUUUUCGAAGAAGUCGAAACCGUAUUAAACUCGACCCGUUUAACUAAUGAUUUAAUUUGGAGAGUUAGUGGUAAAUUCGAAUUACUCGACAGGGUUUUACCUAAAUUCAAAGCUUCGGGUCAUAGAGUGUUGAUUUUCUUCCAAAUGACUCAGGUCAUGAAUAUUAUGGAAGAUUUCUUGAGAUGGCGUGACAUGAAAUAUUUAAGGCUUGAUGGUGCUACAAAAGCGGAAGAUAGGCAGGAUAUGUUGAAGGAUUUCAAUGCACCUAAUUCGGAUUAUUUCUGUUUCCUUUUGUCCACUAGAGCUGGUGGGUUAGGUUUGAAUUUACAAACAGCAGACACCGUUAUUAUUUUUGAUACUGAUUGGAAUCCACAUCAAGAUUUACAGGCUCAAGAUAGAGCGCAUCGUAUUGGUCAAAAGAAUGAGGUUCGUAUUUUGAGAUUGAUUACCAACGAUUCUGUUGAAGAAGUCAUUUUGGAAAGAGCACAUCAAAAAUUAGAUAUUGAUGGUAAAGUUAUUCAAGCAGGUAAGUUUGAUAAUAAAUCGACUUCCGAAGAGCAAGAAGCUUUCUUAAAGAGAUUAUUAGAAGCAGAGGCAAGUAAUGAUGACAAUGAAGAAAAUGAUUCAUUAGAUGAUGAAGAGUUGAAUGAAGUAUUGGCACGUUCAGAGGAUGAGAAGGUAUUAUUCGCACAAAUUGAUAACGAAAGAAUUAUCAAUGAAAAACUCGCAUCCAGACAAGGAGGUCCUAAAACAAGACUAUUAGAAAAAGACGAGUUGCCUACUGUUUUCACGGAGGACGUAUCACAUCAUUUCGAGAAAGACACUAAAGAAUUAGCUCGUAUGAGAGACAAGAAAAGGGUGAAGUAUGAUGAUGGUUUAACUGAAGAACAAUGGUUGAUGGCUAUGGACAAUGACAAUGAUACAGUCGAAGAUGCGAUUAGGCGUAAAGAAGUCAGAGUUGCAAAAAGAAGAAAGAAUAGAGGAGGGUCUGCUGAUUUAUUGAGUGAUGAUGAUGAAGAUAUAGUGGAUGGCGACCUAGACGAAGAGAACUUGAGACCAAGAAAAAGAUCCCGUCGUUCAACUACUCCCCAAGCCAAUGGCUACACAGAUAAUGAAGACGACAUUUCGGAAUUGGAAAAAGUUGAUGACUCGAAUGAGUUGGUCGAAAAAUGUACUAUCGUACUCGACGAACUUUGCCAAUUAACUGCAGAAGCUGAUGGCCACAACAUUUCGGAGAUUUUCAUGACAUUGCCUUCAAGAAAACUCUAUCCAGAUUAUUACCAGGUAAUCAAACAGCCAACAUCAAUUAAUCAAAUUAAAAAGAACUUGAAACAAGAAAAUUUCGAGUCUUUCGAAUCAUUUAUGGAUAGCUUACAAUUGAUGUGUACAAAUGCGAAAACAUACAAUGAAGAAGGUUCUUGGGUUUACGAAGACGCUACGACCGUUGAAAAUUUCCUUUCGUCUAAAAUUUGA